This is a messenger RNA of Westerdykella ornata, 2410 nucleotides long. RefSeq names its product kinesin family protein-like protein. Gene Ontology annotation, molecular function: ATP binding; microtubule motor activity; microtubule binding. Gene Ontology annotation, biological process: mitotic spindle organization; microtubule-based movement. The record is from RefSeq and is a predicted model, not a curated record. The transcript has 3 exons. Bases 354 to 2186 code for a protein of 610 amino acids. Lineage: Eukaryota; Fungi; Ascomycota; Dothideomycetes; Pleosporales; Sporormiaceae.
GCGUCCGAAUCGAUCGUGCCAGGCCUCAUCGUCUUUUUUCCUUCACUUCCCCGAUCAAUCAAUCAAUCGCGUCCACGUCUUGUCGCCGUGGAGAAUUCAUCGUCCCAAGUGUUGUUGGACGUGUCCACGUUGUGAAAUAUUGGUGGGGCGAGACUAGCGCACGGCUGUUCCUCGGCAACGGAGCUCUGGCUCCCUGUUUACAUUUUGCUGGUUUAGGCAAGGCCGCGCCUGUGCGCAGUGAGAAGCAAUACCCCAAUCAACCUCCCCACAGGCCCGGCCUCUCGAUGCACCAUUUCAACCGUCUCCGGGCACUUCAACUGUACGACGACAUUUGUUUGCUGCUCGAACACACAAUGGACCCGCGUCUGUACGCGAGCCUUCACAAUACUUCCGCCUCCGCGCCGUCGCUGAGGGCAAGCGAGCCGCUGCCCAUGAUGGCGCCGUCGGCCGGUGUUGAUGAUCCGGGAAAUGUCAAGGUCGUGGUGCGGUGUAGAGCCUUCUUGAAGAGGGAACGCGACAAGGGCGCACAAUGCCUCAUUCGCAUGGACCCUGCGACGCAGAAGACAAUCCUCCUCGCGCCUACGGAUGAUGACGAUAACUCCAAUACGAGAAGGGUUCUCGAGGACAAAGAAUUCACAUUCGACAAGUCUUUCUGGUCGCAUGACGAGGCAGACCCCCACUACGCUCAUCAGGAAGACGUAUAUCGUUCCUUCGCAGAGGAAUUCCUCGACCACAACUUCGAGGGCUAUCACACAUGCAUAUUUGCAUACGGUCAGACAGGAUCCGGGAAGAGUUACACAAUGAUGGGCACGCCCGAUCAACCCGGACUCAUCCCACGCACCUGUGUCGAACUGUUCGAGCGCAUCCAUCAGGAUCCCCAGCCGAAUACGAACUAUCACGUCCAUGUCUCCUACUUCGAAGUAUACAAUGAGCAUGUCCGGGACCUCCUGCAGCCUCGAACCAACCCGCCCGUCUAUCUCAAGAUCCGCGAGUCUCAGACAGAAGGUGUGUACGUGCAGGGUCUGACGGAAGCCGAAGUCAAAAGCUAUGCGGACGUGGAGCGCUUGAUGAAGCUCGGUGACCAGAGCCGGACAGUCGCCUCAACCAAGAUGAACGAUACCUCUUCCCGCUCACACGCUGUCUUCACCAUCCGCCUCAAGCAAAUCCAGCAUUCCCUCUUAUCCGACCAGACCAUCGAAAGGACUGCUCGUAUGCGCCUUGUUGACCUCGCGGGGUCCGAGCGAGCCAAGUCUACGGAGGCCACGGGGCAGCGCCUGAAGGAAGGCGGCCAGAUCAACAAGUCGCUGACAACACUGGGUCGUGUCAUUGCUGCGCUUGCUGAUCCUCGUCGUCAUGGCAAAGGGAGAAGACCGCGAGAUAUUGUGCCGUACCGCGACUCGGUGCUCACUUGGCUAUUGAAGGACAGUCUGGGUGGCAACAGCAAAACCGCAAUGGUCGCAUGCAUUGCGCCCUCGGAUUAUGAAGAAACGCUUUCCACCCUCCGAUAUGCGGAUCAAGCCAAGCGUAUCCGUACGCGUGCUUCUGUCAACCAAGACUGCAUGUCUUCGGCGCAGCGCGAUGCUCAAAUCCGCGAGAUGGCUGAACAGAUCCGUUCACUUCAGGUCUCGGUCAACGCAGCAAGUCAGCGCAAGCGUGAGGAGGCCAACGAGCUGGAAGAGUACCAACGCCAAGUCGCCAUGAUGCAGCGCCUCAUGGAGGAGAACCGUCAGGUCUCCGAGUGCAAAAUCAAGGCCCUCACGAGCGAGGUGGAGGAGCUACGGCCCGCCAAUGCAGCCCUUCGGGGUGAGAUCGAAGCAUUGCGUCGCCAUCUCGCCCUCGCUCUGGGCGAACUGAAGAACCCCAUCAUCUUACCUCCACCUCAGGACAUGACAACACCGGACUUGGAUCAGGGCGAGUUCGGUUAUCUGGCGGAGAGUGGCGUUCUGGGUGGUAACGAGAACUCCUUCCCCAAUGGCGAGGAGGAGGAUGGGAGUGAUGAUGGAAGUGUUGACUCUGAUCCAGACUCUGGCUACGAUGACGGCGGCGACGAGUUUGCCCUCGAGUUGCAAAAUGAGGCCCAGGAGUUCCUGAAGGAUCUCGGACUGUUCAGGAAAAAAGUUGGAAGUGACGUCGAAAGAUUUGGCACAAGACCUCGCGACAUUCUGGGCGAGCUGGCCGUCAAUUGAAACAACGAUAUGAGGGUAACGCGAUCACUCGGACUCUCCGGGAUAGAAGGUCGACGCAGGGGUUUGGUUUUUGGAUUUCCACUGUCUAUUCUUCAUGAGACUGAACACAGCGGCUUACGAAUGCAUUGAGCGACGGCGUCAUGGUUCGGGGUGUUCGUUUUCCUUUAUUUCUCCGCAAUCGCUACCAAAGGAGGUACAUAGUAUAAUAAAAAGAAGUCCCACCA